This is a messenger RNA of Ambispora gerdemannii, 768 nucleotides long. The record is from the annotation of a GenBank genome assembly. Lineage: Eukaryota; Fungi; Glomeromycota; Glomeromycetes; Archaeosporales; Ambisporaceae.
AUGGAAGUGGAUCGAUUACAAAAUACUCAUUUUCUAUUAAAACAUAUCUGGAAAUCGAAUUUCUUUGCACCAAUUGAACAAUUGCUCGACUCUUGUAUAAAUGGAAAAGGUGCUUACGUCUUGGAUAUAGGUUGCGGUCCGGGAACUUGGAUACUUGAAAUGGCUAGUGAAUAUCCAGAUGCUGAAUUUAUUGGAAUAGAUAUUUCACCAGUCUAUCCAUCAGAAGUCAAACCACCAAAAGCAACUUUUUACGAAUACAAUGUGUUGAAACGACUGCCAACUAUACCCGAUAAUACUGCUGAUUAUGUGCAUAUGAGAUCAAUGAAUGCCGCAUUCACCGAAAUAGAAUGGACAGAAGUUGUUCUACCCGAGUUAAUACGCGUCUUAAAGCCAGGAGGAUGGAUCGAGCUCUGCGAGCUUGAUAUGCAAUUUUGUAAUCCUGGGCCAUCCGGAAAAAGAUUAUCUGAUGCAGCUAUUGCAUUUUUUGCGACAAUUGAUAUCAAUGGACUUAUUGCUGCAAAACUUUCAAGUUUUCUUUCGGAAACACAUCAACUAAGAAAGAUAAAACAAGAGGAAAGAUCUUCUCCGUGUGGCAAAUGGGGAGGAACUGUCGGUCAACUGGUCAGUCAAUCAUUGCAAGUUGCUAAAGAUAAUAUUGAUGCAUACAUUGGCUUGAAAACAUACCUGUCAGAUUUUAUGGGUGUAACACACGAGGAGUACGACAGAAUAAUCGAAAAGUCUAUGCUCAAAAAGUUUGGCCUAAUAUGA